AUGGCGUCAUCACCGAUCGGCGUAGCCAUCAUCGGCAGCGGUCAUUUCGCCAAGGAACAACACCUGCCCGCCGUGCUUGGUUGCAGCUCACUGCGACUCAAGGCCAUAUUCUCUCGCUCGCUGUCGUCGGCGCAGGAGGCGGCCAAACUUGUGCCGUCAUCGUCGACGACGCCUGUGCCCGACCUGUACGCGGCUGACGCCGGCCCCGGACGUGAGUACGACGAUCUCCUCGGCCGGGCCGACAUCGUGGCCUUCAUCAUCGCGCUGCCAAUCGUCGCACAGCCGGCCUUUGUCGAGGCCGCCCUCGGCGUCGGUAAGCACGUGCUGGCGGAGAAACCGAUCGGGCCGGACGUUGCCACAGCCCAGAGAUUGAUUGCUUUCUCGAAGUCGUCCAAGGCCUCCUCGGGGGCGACCCUCUCGGUGGCCGAAAACUUCCGCUUCGUGCCGCGCCUCGUCUACGCCCGCGAUCAAGCCCGCCGGCUCGGUCGUGUCACCCACUUCAGCGUCAAGGUCAUGUCGCUCAUGAAGCCCGAGGCCAAGUGGUACCGCACCGCCUGGCGCCAGACGCCCGCCUACCAGGGCGGCUUCCUGCUGGACGGCGGCGUCCACCACGCUGCCGCUGCGCGCUUCAUCUUCCUCGCCGGCGACGAAAACCGGGCGGUUGACGUGCGGGCCUUCAGCGACCGCGUGUGCGAGCACCUGCCGCCCAUCGACAGCGUCGCCGCCAUCGUUCGCACCGCCUCGUGCGCUACCGGCACCGUCCAGCUCUCGGCCGGCUCGCUCAUGGACGCCUUCGAGUGGGACGUGGCCUGCGAGCGCGGCAGCGUCAAGUCUGCGGGCGAGACGGUCACGGUACGGACCGCCGACGGCGCCGCCCCCGUUGUCGAGCAGUUCGAUCGCGUGUCGGGGGUGCCCGAGGAGGUGGCCGCCUGGGCCGCGGGCAUCCUUGCCGGCACGCCCGACCCGCGGCAGAGCGCUGAAGAGGCUUUGGCCGACCUCGAGUUCCUCGAGAAGAUAUUCCGAAGCGGCGAAGAUGAUGGCGCGCUCAAGCAAUACGAAUUCCAGUCAUGA
Messenger RNA from Drechmeria coniospora, 1071 nucleotides. RefSeq names its product oxidoreductase family, NAD-binding Rossmann fold protein. The record is from RefSeq and is a predicted model, not a curated record. Lineage: Eukaryota; Fungi; Ascomycota; Sordariomycetes; Hypocreales; Ophiocordycipitaceae. The transcript is spliced from 2 exons. Gene Ontology annotation, biological process: NADPH regeneration. Gene Ontology annotation, molecular function: oxidoreductase activity; nucleotide binding. The coding region runs from base 1 to 1071 and encodes 356 amino acids. Gene Ontology annotation, cellular component: cytoplasm.